AUGGCGUUAUCCUUCACUCUGGCUGGACUCUCCUCGGCAAAACAACGUCAUCUUUUCCAAGAAAAGAAAAUGCGAGCUCGAGGUGAUGCUGUGAUGCGUCGCCAGAUGUCCUCAUCGUCGUCAGAUCGUCGCGUACAUCAACCGAGUUCACAUCUGCGCAGUAUGAUGUCUGUUAUCACAGCUGUGCUUGUUGCCCUAGGCACAAUUUUGAAUUUCAUCAUACAAGGAUUCAAGAGGAUGCACCGAGGGUACGCCAAAUAUCAGGUAAUCAAGUACCAUCACGUUCCAUGCUCGCCGCUUACUGCUCAUAGACUCAGCAUCAUGCGGAAGAAGAUUUUGGUGCUUGAUCUGGAUGAGACUCUUAUCCACUCCCACCACGAUGGUGUUAUACGUCCAAUGGUGAAACCAGGCACACCCUCUGAUUUUACGAUAAAGGUAGUCAUUGAUCGACAUCCUGUACGGUUUUCUGUGCACGCACGCCCUCAUGUCGAUUACUUUCUUUCGGUUGUCAGUCAGUGGUUUGACUUGGUGGUAUUCACAGCAAGCAUGGAAGUGUAUGGGACACACGUUGCGGAUAAACUUGACAAUGGACGGGGUAUCCUUAACAGGAGGUAUUUCCGUCAACACUGCACCAUGGAUUAUGGUGGAUAUACCAAGGAUCUUAGUGCUAUCCAUCAAGAUCUGUCGUCAAUUUUCAUUCUAGACAACUCACCUGGAGCAUACAGAAAAUUUCCACAAAAUGCGAUUCCCAUUCCGUCAUGGUUCUCGGAUCCAUCAGACACGUGUCUGCUAAAUUUAUUACCAUUUCUCGAUGCUUUACGAUUCACAUCGGAUGUGCGGAGCAUUUUAAGUCGAAAUCAACAGAGUUUCAAUCAGGUCUGGUAG
Messenger RNA from Necator americanus (New World hookworm), 885 nucleotides. RefSeq lists its product as uncharacterized. Gene Ontology annotation, molecular function: phosphoprotein phosphatase activity. The coding region runs from base 1 to 885 and encodes 294 amino acids. Lineage: Eukaryota; Metazoa; Nematoda; Chromadorea; Rhabditida; Ancylostomatidae. The record is from RefSeq and is a predicted model, not a curated record. The transcript is spliced from 8 exons.